Messenger RNA from Cokeromyces recurvatus, 2721 nucleotides. RefSeq names its product armadillo-type protein. NCBI's taxonomy places the organism in Eukaryota, Fungi, Mucoromycota, Mucoromycetes, Mucorales, Mucoraceae. Gene Ontology annotation, molecular function: protein phosphatase regulator activity; protein binding. The transcript is spliced from 9 exons. The record is from RefSeq and is a predicted model, not a curated record. The coding region runs from base 1 to 2721 and encodes 906 amino acids. Gene Ontology annotation, biological process: protein dephosphorylation.
AUGGAAGAUCUCAACAUUCAACAUAAUUCGCAAUUGAAUGAACAAGAAGCAGUUAUUGAACCGGUUAUAAUUAUACAUAAUGAACAAGAGAAUAUAAAAAUUUAUCUAUUCCUUAUCUAUUACAGAUUAAUCAUAACAAAGGAACUUUCAAGUAUACUUUAUGAAAUAAACUUAAAGGAAGCCUUAGAGGUUGCUUUACCUAUCAUUAUCCAUUUGAGUAACGAUAAAGAAGAAUCAAUUAGAGAAAAAUUAGCUGAGGAAUUGGGUAAUAUCAUGCUAUUUUAUUAUAAGAAUGCUCCUCCAUUAUUGGUAAACUCAAAAACAGUCAUGACAACAGAAGAGACACCAGAUGACAGUCAAAUAGUAGAUCAUCAUCAUCAUCAACAGCAACAGCUUCAUAUACCUCAGCAUACUUUUAGUUUUAUGAUUAUUGACUUUUUAUUGGAUCAAAAUACAGCCACAGCGUCUUAUGCACAACAGUCAGUAGUGACUAUAGCAGCUGAGCUACUGUUAUUAGCUGAUAAAAAUAGCGAAAAAUAUCAAUUUUAUCGUGAUUUAUUACAUCUUGAAAUCUAUGAAGGCAUUGUGUUGGGUUUAAUUCGUAUCUUUGAUUACAAGUUAUCUGAAGACGAAACUAACUAUUCCGAUCAUAGACAAUUAUCUGAAAGUAUCUACAACGAAGAUAGUUCCGUUUUAGGAAAAACGGCGUCAUCAAUCAUGUUGAAAAAUGAAGAGUCAGAAGGGAACUAUCAAAAAGGGGGUCAUUUCUCUAUCCUAGUUCCUUCAGUUGCUACUAACUUCAUUUUACAUAACAAUUAUGAUCACAGUGGAAUUAAUUUAGCAAAGAUGGUUUGCUUAAUGUUAAUGUCAGCACUGAUGCCAAUAUUUGGAUCUGAAGGAUAUGCAAAGAAAUUCUUACCUAUUAUAGAAAGUAUGGUAACAGAUUCGAUGUUUUAUGUAAGAAAAGAAGCUGCUACUGCUUUAGGAAUCCUUGCUAAUACUGUUACACUCGAUAUCACAUUAGAAAAACUAUUGCCUCUAUUUUUAAAAUUAUCUAUGGAUACAACAUGGCAUGUCCGACGUUCAUGUGUCCUUGCAUUACCUCUUUUCUGUAGUGUACUUCCUAAAGAUAAAAAGAGAGAGAUUGCAAUCAAAAGUGUUGAACAUUUCAAUAGCGAUUUUUCUCGAAAUGUACGUUAUUCGUUAACUGAUAUUAUAGGCGAGCUUAUAUCAAAAUUCCUACCUACGGAUGAAGGAGAAGAAGUUUUACCUAAAGAGCUUUUAGACUAUUUUUUAUUUCUCUGUGGUGGAAAUAAUGAUAGUAGUAGUAGUACUCAAUUUUUCACUUCAAAUAGGAUUGGUAAAAUAGAUACAACAGAACAAAUUCAUAACUGCGCCUAUAAUUUUCCUGCUGUUGUGUUGACAGCAGGUGUAAACUAUUGGGAUUCACAUCUCAAAGAUAUUUAUUUACAGCUGACAAGGGAUUAUCAGUUCAAGGUACGUCGAACAUUCGCUUAUUCAUUACAUGAAAUUGCUCGUAUUAUUGGACCAGAACGCACAGAGCGCGACCUUGUACAGAUCUUUGCUCUCUAUUUAAUGGAUUUAGAUGAAGUUAAACAAGGUGUCAUUGAACAUCUUUCUGAUUUUUUAGCUGCCUUGACUAUUGAAUCUCGAAAUGAAUAUAUUCCUAUCCUAGCUGAGGUCUGGGAUGGUGUACUAAAUAACUGGCAUUUACGACAUACAUUGACAUAUCAGCUACGUGAUAUUGCUAAACUUUUUGAUGCAACCAGGGUCAUUGACUCUAUCUUACCGUUAGCAAUUAAAUUUUGUCAUGAUGAAAUUGCGGCAAUUAGAGAAGCAGGUGUUGACAUUUUUCCCAUUAUUUUAGAUAUUGUAAAAAGAGCAGUUGAUGAUGAAAAUAGAGAUCACUUACUGUCCGAGUACAUGAAGGAAACCAACAACCAUAAUAAUCAUGAUUUGUAUGAAAACCGACAUAAACACGCAUUCACAUUAUUAAAUCAUGUUAUGGAGGAAAUGAAUAAAUUUGUUACUUCUGAUGCAUAUCGCUCAAGACUUGUAUUUGCACACAUUUGUCAAUCUUUACUUCUUGCUGGCAUAACGCCAACUGAUUUUGCAUCUUUCUUUUUAACUCAACUAGAAAUACUUUCAAGAGAUCAAGUAGUGAAUGUACGUAUUGCUACUUCAAGAGUAAUUCAUAUUCUUCUUACAACAUCUGGGUAUAAGCAAGAGCUAUACACAAUGUCUCAUACAGAUAAAGAUAAAGCAAAUCCAGGAGAUUUAUUGGAUCAAAUACUAUAUAAUUUAGUCAUUGAUAAAGAGGAUGAUGUUCGUUCCUUUAUUAUAGGUGUUAUUAAUGAAAAAGAUAUACUCAGUCGAUUUGAUAAAAUGACAUAUCCUAAUAAAGAAGACAACGAAGAGAAAGCAACAAGUUACAUUAUUAGAUUAUUACCAACUCCUCCACCCAUUUCAUCACACAUAUCGACCGUUACUACUAUUAAAAGCCACGAAGAAGAAAGUGAAAAUAAAAUGAUAAUAGAUAAAGAAAACUUGACUUUUAGUUUUCCAAUGGAUAUUGUUGUAGUCGAUGAUGAAAAUUUACCAGUGGAUCCCCUUUCUUCUUCUUUUUCUUCAAAAAAUUCGUCUGUACAAUUAGAAAUUCAUGACGAAGAUUUAAUUAUGAAUGAUAUUGGAGAAAAAUAA